GGUAAACAUCCUUCGAGAAAUGUUUUAUGAAAUGUUUGUUUAUUUACUGUUUAUUUGUGGAUGACAGACACUUUCCCAGUAAUCGGACUGAGUGUAUUACAGUUGUUGCAUAUAAUUUGGCUGCUUCAGUAUGGCCACUCUGACGAGGCAGGACCUUAAUUUUGGCCAAGUUGUUGCUGACAUUCUGUGUGAGUUUUUGGAAGUGGCCAUUCACCUCAUCCUAUAUGUCCGAGAGAUCUAUCCAUCUGGUAUUUUUGAGAAAAGGAAGAAAUACAACGUACCUGUGCAGAUGUCAUGUCAUCCUGAGUUAAAUCAGUACAUUCAAGACACACUCCAUUGUGUCAAGCCACUGAUAGAGAAGAAUGAGGCUGAGAAGGUUGUAUUGGUGAUCAUGGAUAAAGAGCAUCAUCCAGUGGAGAGAUUUGUGUUUGAGAUCUCACAGCCUCCGCUGCUGUCCAUCAGCUCAGAGACUCUGCUGUCUCAUGUGGAGCAGCUGCUGAGAGCGAUGAUCUUAAAAAUCAGCGUAUGUGAUGCUGUUCUAGACAAUAAUCCUCCAGGAUGCACAUUCACAUUGCUGGUACACACCAGGGAAGCUGCCACAAGAAACAUGGAGAAAGUUCAGGUCAUCAAGGAUUUUCCGUGGAUUGUAGCAGAUGAGCAGGAAGUUCACAUGGAAGAGGCGAAACUCAUUCCUCUUAAAACGAUGACUUCUAAUAUUCUCAAGAUGCAGCUCUAUGUAGAAGAAAGAACACAGAAAAAUGUAUGCUCUGCAAACACAUGAAUGCAGCUGCAGUUGUUUACCACAGGAAGCAGGAACUUUUUAUAAUCGCUGACAACGGGCCUAUUUAUAAACUAGGUUUUGCUAACAUGACAAGUAUGUUGAGCUGGACUGUGCAUUUUAUUAAGUAAGUUGGACUAAUGUUUGUCAGUAUAUCUGAAUCUUUUACCUCUGUUUAAUUUUUUCUCAUGUUCAUUGUGCUGAAAUUGUCCCGUUUUAUUUUAAAUAUAUAUUUUUUGUUCUUUCACUGCCAAUUUCUACCUCUGUGACUCCCGAUACGUUUACAAAAUGAGAUGUGGAAGUAUUGUCCAUUGGUAGUUCAUAAUAAUAAAUGCAUAACUUAUGUUAACAAA
Molecule: messenger RNA, 1131 nt
Organism: Carassius gibelio (silver crucian carp)
Lineage: Eukaryota; Metazoa; Chordata; Actinopteri; Cypriniformes; Cyprinidae
Product: mitotic spindle assembly checkpoint protein MAD2B-like
Exons: 9
Coding region: 131-781 (216 amino acids)
Cellular component (GO): zeta DNA polymerase complex
Source: RefSeq, a predicted model, not a curated record